UGCAGACUCUCACAGGACGUGUGUGUCAGGAGUUGGUUCAUUUAUUUUUCUACUGCAAACAAACCGUCUUUUCACUUGGAUAUAUUUUAUCACUUGUACUUCGAAGUUAAACCUCUUUUUGGGGGGGGGUGGGGAGUUUUUUGAAAUUGUGUGGGGGAAACCUCGACGGGGAGAUAAAACAAGAAAAGCAAGAGUCAAAAGAAGAAGACGUAAAGACACAAACCUGGAGGAGGAAAAGGGCGUUCAUACUUCGAAGUAACCAUGGAAGUUCCUGGUAUGCAGAGUUCUCAGAUCGAUCCAGAGGAGUUGUUCACCAAAUUGGAUCGGAUUGGAAAAGGAUCUUUUGGAGAGGUGUUUAAAGGUAUCGAUAAUCAUACUCAGAGUGUUGUUGCAAUUAAGACCAUUGACCUGGAGGAGGCUGAGGAUGAGAUCGAGGACAUCCAGCAAGAGAUCACAGUUCUCAGUCAGUGCGACAGUCCGUACAUCACCAAGUACUUCGGCUCCUAUCUGAAGGGCAGUAAACUAUGGAUCAUCAUGGAGUAUCUUGGUGGAGGCUCAGCACUCGACUUGCUCCGGGCGGGUCCAUUUGAUGAGUCUCAGAUUGCCACCAUGCUGAAGGAGAUCCUGAAAGGGCUUGACUACCUGCACUCUGAGAAGAAGAUCCACAGAGACAUCAAAGCUGCCAACGUCCUGCUGUCGGAGCACGGUCAGGUGAAGCUGGCGGACUUCGGGGUGGCCGGUCAGCUGACAGACACGCAGAUCAAAAGGGAAACUUUUGUGGGUACGCCGUUCUGGAUGGCUCCCGAGGUCAUCCAGCAGUCCGCCUACGACUCCAAGGCUGAUAUUUGGUCACUGGGCAUCACUGCCAUCGAGCUUGCCAAGGGAGAACCUCCGAACUCAGACAUGCAUCCGAUGCGAGUGCUGUUCCACAUCCCCAAGUCUCCUCCUCCGACGCUGAGUGGAGAUUUCUCCAAGAGCUUCAAAGAGUUCACCGAGUCUUGCCUCAACAAGGACCCUGCCUUUCGUCCCACAGCCAAGGAGCUCCUCAAACACAAGUUCAUUGUUAAACACUGUAAGAAGACAUCCUACCUCAGUGAGCUGAUUGACAGGUACAGGAGGUGGAAAGAGGAGGGGCACACCGACAGCAGCUCUGAUGACUCAGACAGUGAGUCCAGUAAUAAGGAGAACAGUGAAUCUCCCGAGUGGUCCUUCACCACUGUCCGCAAGAAGAAGACGGAGGGCAGGAAGUUCAUCAAUGGGACGAGUCAGGAUCAGCUGAGUAAAUCUGCCAGUCUGGCCACAGUCAUCUCUCCUGUCUUCACUGAGUUGAAACAGCAGCACAAGGAGCACUCUGAGCAGCGAUUGGCCAUCGAGGAGCUCGAACGCAACAUCCGGUUGGCUGAAGACGUCUGUCCAGGCAUCACAGACAGGAUGGUCACACACAUCAUUGCCAGGUACCAGAAAUUCACGACCAACUGAAGGACAGAUGGAUCUAAAAAAAGGAAGUACGUUAUGUGAAGAGAGACUGUGUCUCCAUACAGCGAUGCUGCUGGAUGAUGGAAACAGAGGAGAUUUGCUGUGCGAUGUCUCCUUACUGCGCACACACACACACAUCACAAACACACACACACACUAAUGUAAUAUAUUCAGCAUAUAUUCACUGCGGCUGGUUGAAGGCCUUUUUUCUCCACAAGUUGGAUUCGAAAGACAGCUGCGUGUCUGAAGUUUUGAAAGUAGAAUCUGAGUUGUCAGUUAGAUUUGUGGUUUUCAUUUCCCCCUUUUAGGGUCAUGAACCUCUCCAUUAAUUUUUUGAAAAUGUAAUCAUUUCUUGAGCUUGAGCAUUUUUGAAUGAUGAGCAGACAUUUUGGUCAAACUUAAUUCAAACAUAAGUCCCUAAGUCAGUCUACCUAAGUUAUAUUUAAACUUCCUAAAUUACCAUGAUUUGCCUUUAAUUAUUUAUGCUUUCAUUUUCUAAAAGUUUUAAUGGAGGUGUCAUGUUUUUGUUGAAACCGCAAACAGACAAAUAUAGAGAAGAGGGUUCCUGACCAUCAGCAGUGGUAUGUUUUGUGUCAUGACUUUGUAGAUGUCUAUAUGUUUGUUCGCUAGCACUUGAGACAGAUUAUAUGCCAUUAUUACAUAUUUUUUGUUGUCUUCAGUGAUGCUUUAAAUUACAGUUCCCUGACCCAGAGAAGAUCUUGUCUACUCUUCAAAGACUAACACAUAAGCCUAACAUAUGUUUUUAGGAUUGUCAUUUUAGCUCUGAAAUAGAAAUGCUAUCAAAGAUGUACUCCACCGCGGGAACAAUGCUGAGGACAGGAGAAAAGAAAUCAGAAUCCCCAGCUUUACUGACAGAUUUAUAUGGUAAAUAUUUUGAACACACAGUGUGGAAGACCUUCCUUAAAGUUGAACACACUUGAGGAAUCUUAAAAACAUUUUUAUUUUAUGUUUCCCCGGCGAGAAACAUGUAAAAACUGAUCCUUUUUAGGUAUCCAGACUAAUUUUUUAACCCAUUUUUGGGACCUGCCAAACUCUAGCCCAGCUAGGCAGCUAGUGGCUUGCUAACUAGUAAGCUAGCAGGCUAACUGUUGUUGUACCCGUUUCCAAAAGUACUUGCUAACUUUAACUAUUAAAUGUGUGUAGACUA
Messenger RNA from Micropterus dolomieu (smallmouth bass), 2644 nucleotides. RefSeq names its product serine/threonine protein kinase 26 (gene stk26). Gene Ontology annotation, biological process: protein phosphorylation. NCBI's taxonomy places the organism in Eukaryota, Metazoa, Chordata, Actinopteri, Centrarchiformes, Centrarchidae. The record is from RefSeq and is a predicted model, not a curated record. Gene Ontology annotation, molecular function: ATP binding; protein kinase activity. Bases 262 to 1479 code for a protein of 405 amino acids. The transcript is spliced from 12 exons.